This is a messenger RNA of Linum trigynum, 3310 nucleotides long. The record is from the annotation of a GenBank genome assembly. Lineage: Eukaryota; Viridiplantae; Streptophyta; Magnoliopsida; Malpighiales; Linaceae.
UAAGACUUGAGGAAACAGAUGAAGUUUUAUAAAUUAUAAUCGACUGUCCUAUUUCCUCUGCUUUUCCAUUCUGGCCUGGAGACCUAAAUUUCAACAGGGAACAGAGUCUGCUUCUGCAGCGAAGCCCCCAGGGGAAAGAAAGAGGUGUCCAAAAUGAGCUACCACCAACAUAUCGCUCAUGAAUCUUACCAGCAACCAGGGCCGCCGCCUCCGUAUACACAAAAUGACCCCUUCCCCGGCCCGCCGCCUCCGUCGGUGUACCCACAAAACGAACCCUUCCCCGGCCCGCCGCCGCCGCCCCAACGCGGGUAUCAACGCUAUUUUGAUGACAGCCGGCCGUCUUUAGCGCCGCCGUUCCCUCACGCUGCCCCGGCGUGGCAUCAAGACCACUACCGGCGCUACGACGACUUAGGUUGCUUUUCCUGUAUCAGGGCAUGCUUGGCUAUGCUUUGUUGCUGCUGCUUGUUGGAGCAGUGCUGCCCUUGAUGGAUCCAAGAUGUGCGUGCUCGGAAUUGCAGUUCGGAGGGCUUUGUAGCUUUUGGUGUUUGCUCAAACUGGAUUCGUUGGACUUGUCAUCUUUAUUAAAUUGUGCUUGUUCUGGUCUUUUGGGGAGAUAUGCAAUCAGAAACAUGAUUAUGUUAAAGUUCAUUAAGGACUAAAAAUGAUCUAAUAAUAUAAUAAUAAAUCUUGUCUGGAUGCUUGAUUUGGCUGCAACGCUAACCAUGUGGUGGCUUUUGUUCGUACAUGGUAGUAUAGAAGUGGUAAGCGGUACCUAAACCAUCAUUCUUGCUUGUUCGUGCUGGUCCAAACUCUAAUCAGUUUCCUGGUCGGUAAACUAGUCCCGUCUUCUUAUUAGGCAUCCUCCAUUGUCUUAAUCAAUUAAGGACAACCACUUUGCAUUAGUACUUAAGAACUAUUAGUGAACGAGACAUGAUAUAAUGAAAGGUAAUUUCGAGUUCAAUUGGCUAGUUGAAAUCGUCACGUUCUUUAAAUAUUCUCUUGGAAAUAUCGAGACCGAUUUUCCACUAUCACACUCAUAAAGUGUAGAUUGUGAGAGACCUUCUAUGAUAUUAUAUUGUAAUGCCUUAGCCCGUUCGGAUACGACUUUUAUUAAAAUAUACUAUUAGAAAUCAAUGAACAUUAGAUACUUCCAAUAAUAACAGGAAUGUAAGGUGACUUUUAUCAAAAUAUAUUAUUAGAAAUCAAUGAACAUUAGAUAUUUCCAAUAAUAACAGAAAUGUAAGGUGGAAACAUUAUAGCGAUCUCCUACCUCCUACAAUAAUUGGAGUAUAAUUUCAAGUUAGGUAACUUGAAUAGAUCUAAUCGCUAAAAUCGAUCAAAUUUCUUUUAAAUUAUUAGUUAAAUAAAUAAAAGCCAACUUAUUUUAAAUUAUUAAUUAAAGAAGUAAAAAAUUAAUGGCCACAGGAGUUGCCGUUCACCACCUACACAAUUUACCCUUUUUCCAUAUUUAGUUGUUUUCCCUUAUUCUAUUCUUUCCUUUUUAAUUCUUAAUAAAUUAGAAGCGUUACGUAAGAAAUCCAUUAUUACAACUGAGCUCUUUACGGAACACGAUGUCACUACUCAUUCUGUCAAUAUAUCUUCAAUUACGUAAGGGUUUCGUAAUGACAUUUUACAACUGUUACGUAAAUACAAAUUCAUUACGUAAGGUUUUUAUAAUGACUUAGCACUUUACGUAACGCGAGGUUAAUACUCAUUGCAUAAAAGACCUUUAUUAGAUAAAAGUUACGGAACAACAAUUAUUUCUUACGUGAUAGUUAAAUUAGGAGCGUUACGUAAGGCUUCCGUAAUGAGUUAGCAUUUUACGUAACGCGAGGUUAAUACUCAUUACGUAAAUACACAUUAUAUUCUUUCCGGUAACUAGCGUUUCAAUUAAAGCCCUAUCUUCGUGAAAAAACUGUCAGAGAGUCGAAAAAUACACCUGGCCUAAAAACCAACAUUUCCUCCUUACAAUUCAAUAACUAAUAGCUAAACCAGAUGAAGGGAGGCAUAUUUAGAACUACGAACUCUAGAACAAAAAUCAUUGUUUCCAUAAGCAUAAAAUCUGAUGUCCUCUCGAAGUAGAUUUGAAAGUUGUUCUGGAUCUUUCGUGUGCUCACCAAAACGUCUUCUACAUUGUCCCUUCCAAAUAAUGGUGAUACUCCAGCACCAAAGCACAACUUCCACACUACUGUUGCAAUCGCUUCAAAUUGUUGCAUUGCUCAUCUGCUUCAACAUCUCCCCCCAGCUGGGAGCUAUAGUAACACUCUUCUGCAUAAGUCUCGAGACAAACUCAGUUGUAUACAUGCAGCCACUAAACAAGUGUUCCUUGGAUUCCUUAUCACUAUAACGGAGCACACACAUAUCAUCAGUCACUAAGCCCCAUAUUUUCAGCUUGUCUUUGGUUGCAAGUCGAUCAAAGAUAACAAGCCAAGUGAUCACUCUGUUUCGGGGAAUAACAAAUUUAUUCUAGAUAAUUCUCCACAACCCUACUCCAGAUCUCUUAAGUCUGAUUGUUUGCCAGACUGUUGAGACAUGAAAUUUCGACAACUGCGUACCUUGCCAAGUAACACAACCCUCUCCAUCAAUGUCCAUUCUGUUCUGAAUCCAUGGUCUAAUUUUCAACAAUUGCUUCCAAAUCCAGCAGCUCAAGGAGGUGGAUUUUACUUGCCAAAUAGACUCACCUCGAAGUCUAUAUCUGAAAAUCCAGGCUACCCAGAAGCUGCCCCCUUGCAUAAGAAGCAACCAAAUAAGUCGUGAAGCACAAGCAAUAUUCCACUAAAGAAGGUCCUUGAUACCGAGACCUCUUUUCUGCUUUGGAACAACAAGAAGUUCCCAUGCUACUUUUGCUUUCCCGGAUUUCUCUCCAUUCAAAGAAAGUCUGCACAGAUCUUCUGAAUGGACUUGAUCAUCUUCUUGGGAAAGACACACAGAUAGCAUUCUGUUUAAAUUGCUUAGCUUUCCCUCCAAAUUUUUUUUACCGGAGCUUUCCCUACAAAAAAUACUUCACAUUUAUUUGGAUUACAUUGUAGACCAGAUAAUUUGUAGAAGUCAUCUAAGAUUCUUCUAACCCUACUCAAGGUCGUAGCUGACCCCUUAGUAAAGAUAGAUACAUUCUAUUACGUAAGGCUUCCGUAAUGAUAUUUUCCAGUUGUUACAUAAAAUUACCAUAUGUUACAUAACCAUUAUGUAAUGCCUAUGAUAUUUUACGUAGUGCGACCUGCGAAACCGGCUUGGAAAAAGUGAAUAUGCUAAUGCAAUGUUUGGUACGUUAUUCUGCGCAAGUUCGACUAAAUAUAAUUUUUUUUUUGAA